GAAAUUUGAAAGAAAAAAAAAUGUGUUCGAGAGUCGAAGCAGAAGCCUCCCCAGAGGAGCCCCUGAAGCUUGCAAUCGCUGUCUCUCUCCUACGAUCCAGGAUCCUGAAUCGUCUUUCUUCUUCUCGCCCUGGUGUUCCAUCUGAAGCCGAUGCUUUCCGCUGGAAGCACAAGGCCAAAGAGAGGAAGCGGGAAAUCAUCAGACUACGGGAAGACCUCAAGGAGACCGAAAAUGCUUCGCCUUGUGAUUUCCUCCCCCAAACGGCCUCUUGCAAGUGUUAUUUCUUCGAUAACUUGGGAGACUUAAACCCUCGCCCAAUUAGAGGGACCUCUGAACUCAGAUUCAACGAUGUACUACGUCGUCGAUUUCUCAAACUAGCGAGGGCCAAGUGCAGAAGGAAAACGCCUCGCUCGUCUCAAAGAUUGCGUUUCUCAGAAACGAAAUACAAAGAUGAAGCAGAGCAGUUAAGGAUAUCUGUGGAAUUUCUCGUAGAACUGUGUGAAGCGCACUCCCAUGAAACCCCCAACUUCAGUAACUGGUCACACCAGGCUGUAGACUUAAUAUUAGCUUCACUGAAGAAUCUCUUAGCAGCUGGGAACGGCACAGAAUCUGUUGAAGAAUCUAUCAGUUACUUGAUUACAAAAUUGAUCACGAGAAUCUCUUCUCCUUUAAAAGCAAAAGAGGGGAUACAACCUGAAAAAAGUUUCCAGUUCUAUGUACAACACUUAGUCCGCAAACUGGGGAGUCAACCAUACAUUGGACAACGCGCAUUAUUGGCAGUGUCUCAGAGGAUAAGUGUCUUGGCAGAAAGUCUCUUCUUUGUGGAUCCAUUUGAUGAGUCGUUUUCAGAGAUGCACGAGUGCCUAUUCACACUGAUACAACUAACUGAGAUGCUGAUAUGCGAAUACUUGCUGCCAUGGUCAGAAGAGCUAGGAUUUGAGACCGCUGUGUUGGAGGAGUGGGUAGCAUCAGUGGUUCAUGCAAGGAAAGCAAUGGCGGAUUUGGAAGACGGAAACGGAUUGUAUGUGCUCUACAUGGAUCGAGUCACCGGGGAAUUGGCCAAACGGGUUGGCCACAUCUCAUCUUCUCGGGAACUCGACUCGUCCAUCUUGGAUAAAAUCUUGGCUUCGCCUUAAUCACAUUUUCCAGGUUCAGCAUUUACCCUGUAGCUUUUGACUCCCAAGUUAUGCUGUCAGCGAAUGGUUUUUACAAUAAAACCAAAACCCAUCUAUGAUGUCAUCAGUAAUCAGAACCAGACAUGAGAAGCAUAGAGAAUGUGUCAACCUUGUUCCUUUCUAUGCCGCUCAUGUGAUGAAGCAGGCAAGGUAAGGUGAUCAAUUGCUUCAUGCUCUCUGUUAUGCAUC
Molecule: messenger RNA, 1364 nt
Organism: Tarenaya hassleriana
Lineage: Eukaryota; Viridiplantae; Streptophyta; Magnoliopsida; Brassicales; Cleomaceae
Exons: 10
Coding region: 21-1136 (371 amino acids)
Biological process (GO): meiotic spindle organization; meiotic DNA double-strand break formation
Source: RefSeq, a predicted model, not a curated record